This is a messenger RNA of Thlaspi arvense, 602 nucleotides long. The record is from the annotation of a GenBank genome assembly. NCBI's taxonomy places the organism in Eukaryota, Viridiplantae, Streptophyta, Magnoliopsida, Brassicales, Brassicaceae.
AUGGAGCAACCCUAUGUGUACUUCUACCCACCAUCAGGCUCAGGCCCUUCGGCUCAUCCGCCUCUACAAGGCAGUGACGUCGCCAAAGCGAUCGUGGAUCAACGGUUCUGCGCUCCGUACCCCGUGGAUAUUGCGAUAGUGCGGAAGAUAGCGAGCUUACACCAUAGGUGGCAAGUAUUUAGAGGAGUGAGUACGCAACAGGAAGAUCUGCUGUACACGAUGCACAAGAAUAAAACGUUGCAGAGCGUUUUCUUGGGAAAGGACAAAUUUUCUGUGACGGUUUAUCCAAAUGUAGAUUAUGCUUUCAUUGCCUCUCUCAUUGUCAUUCUCGAUGAUGUAAACCGAGACGCCGCUGUCGCCAUCGCCACUGCUAGUUUGAUCUGAUGCUCAAUGCUCUUCUUUGAGUUUCUAGUUUAUGAAAGCACCUCUGUAAAUAGUAUCUCAACAUAACUUUCUUACAAUAUAAAAAGAGAAUGUGUAAGUAUUCCAAAUUGUUGCACUUUGGAAUGUAUUAUUCUUAAUUAAAGCUUUGUUAAAUCAACAAGGAUUGUGGGUGGUGGUGUUAAAAAGAAAGAAAAAAGGAUGAUAACUAUGGAAGAAAA